AGCAGCACAAACACCAACAGCAGUAGCAGCAGCAGCAGCCACAGCACCAGCAAAGGCAGCAACAGCAAAAGCAGUAGCAAGAGUAACAGCAGCAGCAGCACCAGCAGCAGCAGCAACACCACCAGCAGCACAGCAACAACAACAGGAGCAGCAGCAUCAGCAGCAGCAGUGACAAAAGUAGCAGCAACACUUGCAGCAGCAGCAGCAGCUCCACCACCAGCAACAGCAACAAUAGCAGCAACAGCAACAGCAACAACAGCAAACACCAGCAGCAGCAACACCAACGACAGAAGCAGCAACACCAGCAGCAACAACAACAGCAGCAGCAACAUCAGCAGCAGCAGCGACAAAAGUAGCAACACCAGCAGCAGCAGCAGCAGCUCCAGCACCAGCAGCAACAACAGCAGCAGUAGCAGAAAUAUCUACAGCAGC
Messenger RNA from Carcharodon carcharias (great white shark), 432 nucleotides. RefSeq lists its product as uncharacterized. NCBI's taxonomy places the organism in Eukaryota, Metazoa, Chordata, Chondrichthyes, Lamniformes, Lamnidae. The transcript has 2 exons. The annotation marks the transcript as partial. The record is from RefSeq and is a predicted model, not a curated record.